AUGGGUUCCCUCUUCAACGGCGCCUGCCUCUUUACUUGCUGGCUGCCAAACAUCUUGAGCCCACAGGGGCAAACAGUACCCGGGUCCGAGCCAGACAUCGCAUGGAAGACAUACGAUUACAUCGUUGUGGGAGGCGGACUCACUGGACUUACUGUCGCCAACCGCCUGAGCGAGGAUAGCAGUCGCACGGUUCUCGUUAUUGAGAAUGGCUACCUUGUUGACGAUGUCUCGACUCAAGUUCCGUCAUAUGCAAACAGCUUGAACACAGGCUUGAUGUAUGAUAUCACAUCAGCUCCCAAUGUCAACAUCGGUGGCCAGACAAAAUCUGUAUGGGUAGGCAACGUCGUUGGUGGCGGGUCAGUCGUAAACGGCAUGGCCUUCGACCGCGCGUCUGCUGCCGAUUAUGAUGCGUGGGAGCAGCUCGGCAACAGUGGGUGGAACUGGAACAGUCUACUGCCGUACUUCAAGAAGUCUACUACUUUCACGCCACCCUCAACGGAAAACGUAAAAGCAUGGGGGAUAACGUACGAUGCGUCAUACUACGGCACAAAUGGUCCAAUUCAAGCCUCCUUCCCUAACUUCGAAUACUCUGACAUCACCACUAUCUGGGCAGCUUACAAAGCCCAGGGUGUCCCUCUGCCCAAGGAGCAUGCUUCGGGUAACGCAGUUGGUGCCUACUGGAUUCCUACAGCGCUACAGCCGGAAACACAGACUCGGUCAGAUGCCAGGAAUGGAUACUACGAUCCCAUAAAAAGCCGCAGUAACCUUAUCCUGGCUACUGGCAAGAAGGUCAACGAGAUUCUGUUCGACCAAGGUUUGCUCACCGGUUACAAAGCCAAGGGUGUUCAAUACGUGUCGCGCUUUGACAACUCCGUCAAGCAGGUCUACGCCAGUCGUGAGGUGAUUAUGGCUGCAGGAUCCAUCUUCACACCACAGCUCCUCCAACUAAGUGGCCUUGGACCCCAAGACGUACUGAACGCAGCGGGAGUGCGCGUCAAGAAAAACAUGCCAGCAGUGGGCGCAAACAUGCAAGACCACCCCAACGCCAACUUGCAGUUCGACCUCACGAACCUAGCCACUCCAAACCCACUAUCUGGCCUGGAUCCAGCGUUCAACGCAUCGGCAUGGGGACAGUACAACACCAACAGGACCGGUCCGAUCACCCAAGCCCACGGAAGCAGCCUUGCAUUCCUCAGCCUGAGAACCAUCACCGACAACUACGAGUCGAUUGUCUCAUCCAUAAAGAGCCAAAACGCUCGCACCUACCUCCCCUCCGUCUAUGCCGACUCCAAGCUUCUAGCCGGCUUCAACAAACAGCGUGACAUCAUCGCAAACCUCCACUCCCGCGCCGACGCAGCAGUUGCCGAGUUCCCUAUGGUAGCAUUCGGCCUUGCUAUUGGUGCCCUGCAGCGCCCGUUGUCACGGGGUACUAUCACACUAAACCCAUCGAAUAAGUACGAUGCGCCUGUUGUGCAGUGGAAUACUUUUCAGAAUCCUAUUGAUCGCCGGAUCAUCGUCGAGAUGGUGCGCUGGCUGCGUCAGCAUUGGGCGCGUCCGGAGUUGAAGAAGUUCUCACCAGUUGAGAUAGUCCCUGGGACUGGCGAGACAGAUGAUGAAAUUAUUGAUGCGCUGAUCCAGACCAAGUCGCUCGAGGCAAGCUUUGCGCAUAUGUCUGGCAGUUGUUCGAUGAUGCCUGAGGCCUACGGUGGUGUUGUAGGCAGCGACUUGCUCGUGUAUGGCGUGAAGCAGCUGAGUAUUGUGGAUGGGAGUAUCAUCCCGCUGGUACCGGCGACGCAUCUACAGGCUACCAUGUAUGCUGUUGCUGAGAAGGCAGCAGAUCUUAUCAAGGCAAGGAAUCCGGUGUUGCAAACACCGUCGAUCUUUAAUGCUUUUAAUAUCUUCAGUCGGUGGAGCUUGUGA
Messenger RNA from Macroventuria anomochaeta, 1920 nucleotides. RefSeq names its product GMC oxidoreductase. The transcript has 2 exons. The record is from RefSeq and is a predicted model, not a curated record. NCBI's taxonomy places the organism in Eukaryota, Fungi, Ascomycota, Dothideomycetes, Pleosporales, Didymellaceae. Gene Ontology annotation, biological process: secondary metabolite biosynthetic process. Gene Ontology annotation, molecular function: flavin adenine dinucleotide binding; oxidoreductase activity, acting on CH-OH group of donors. Bases 1 to 1920 code for a protein of 639 amino acids.